Messenger RNA from Prunus armeniaca (apricot), 1089 nucleotides. NCBI's taxonomy places the organism in Eukaryota, Viridiplantae, Streptophyta, Magnoliopsida, Rosales, Rosaceae. The record is from the annotation of a GenBank genome assembly.
AUGAAAUGGAAGAAAGACUCGUACUACGAUUCAAUCGAGCAAAUUCACAAGUCCAUAGUGCUUAAACCCAUCAUCUCUCUCAAGAACUGCAUUUCCCAGGACCCCAAUGGUUGCAUCCCAAUCUCUGAUGUGUCCAAAAGGGGCAUACAAUUGGAGGUCCCCAUGAAGGUUGCAAGGUUCGUGAGGCUCUACCCAUCAAUCUUUGAAGAGUUUACUGGUCCACAAUACAAUCUUCCCUGGUUUAGGUUGACCCCAGAAGCUGAUGAGAUUGAUAGGGAGGAGAAAAGGGUUUAUGAGGAUUGCAGGGAGGACUUGAGGGAUAGGUUGAAAAAGUUUAUCCUGAUGAGUAAAGAAAAGGUUUUGCCUUUGAAAAUAAUACAAGGAAUGCAGUGGUAUUUGGGUUUGCCUGAUGAUUUCUUGCAGCACCCGGAUAAGAAUCUGGAUGAGUCUUUUAGGUUUGUGGAGAUGGAAGAUGGGUUAAAGGGAUUGGCUGUGGAGAGUGGUGAAAAGGUCUUGUCUACGGUGCAGAGGAAUGCAAUGAAAAAAGGGGUGUAUGUUGGAGGUCCAAUGGAGUCAAUUGAGUUUCCUCUUUUCCCAUCUAAGGGUUUGAGGUUGAGGAGGAAGAUUGUGGACUGGUUAAAGGAGUUUCAGAAGCUUCCCUAUGUUUCACCUUAUGAGGAAUUUUCGCAUUUGGAUCCAGACAGUGACAUAUCCGAAAAACGAGUUGUGGGGCUUCUUCAUGAGUUGCUUAGUCUCUUUGUUGAGCAUUCGGCGGAGAGGAAGAAGCUUCUGUGUCUUAAGAAGCACAUGGGGCUGCCACAGAAGGUGCACAAAGCAUUUGAGAGGCACCCCAGUAUGUUUUAUUUGUCUUUGAGGAACAAGACUUGUACAGCCAUCCUUAAAGAGGCUUACUGUGACGAAUCUGCUAUUGAGAGGCAUCCACUUUUAAGGGUAAGGAAUAAGUACAUUAAUUUGAUGAGGGAAUCGGCGACGAUCUUGAAAACUAGGAGAGUGAAUAGCCGGUUCGCUGAUCGUUGGGAUUCAGGUUCUGAGAAUGAAGAUGGAAAGGAGGUGGCAGAGUGUACGUAG